AUGUCGGGAGAACAACGACUCCUGCACCUGGAUACCAAGAAAUUAGUUAUCAUUAUUAGGCUCGCUGUCAAGUGGCCGCCUGAGGCGGUCCUGGUAACUCCCAUUCCCAGGGUCUUAAUAUCGAGCAUCGACGGAGCUGGCGAUGCGUCGAACUGGCUGAUGGCUGGACGCCUGGCCGACUUUGAUAAUGAUGUUGGUGUGAGUAACUAUUAUAUCGGUUCUCCAACCAAUGCAUUCCUCACUGCACGAACCCGAGCAGAAGACGUUCUCUAA
Molecule: messenger RNA, 273 nt
Organism: Paracoccidioides lutzii Pb01
Exons: 2
Coding region: 1-273 (90 amino acids)
Source: RefSeq, a predicted model, not a curated record